ACCACACAAAUGUUGUGAACACUGUUGCAUUGUGGGGCAGAUGAUUGACGCGGCGGCCAUUUUCCCGCUGGACGCUGCUUCCCAUUGUGGAUACGAAGAAGAAAAUAGAGACAAGCGAAACAUUUCUCACGACUUGUACUCACUUUUCCCCUAGGUGAUCUUUAGUAGCCAUGGCCCGUACCAAGCAGACUGCCCGUAAGUCCACUGGAGGCAAAGCCCCACGUAAACAGCUGGCCACAAAGGCUGCUCGCAAGAGCGCCCCUUCCACUGGUGGUGUCAAGAAGCCCCAUCGCUACAGGCCCGGUACUGUGGCUCUGCGUGAGAUCCGUCGUUAUCAGAAGUCCACUGAGCUGCUGAUCCGCAAGCUGCCCUUCCAGCGCCUGGUGAGAGAAAUCGCCCAGGACUUCAAGACUGAUCUGCGUUUCCAGAGUGCAGCCAUCGGAGCUCUGCAGGAGGCUAGCGAGGCAUACCUGGUGGGUCUGUUUGAGGACACCAACCUGUGCGCCAUCCACGCCAAGCGUGUCACCAUCAUGCCCAAAGACAUCCAGCUGGCACGUCGUAUCCGUGGGGAGCGCGCUUAAACGUUUCUCCUCCUCUUGGUCUUUUUCCUUUUCACCUCUUCCUGCCCUUCCUUCACCGGUCUGUCCCUAACCUGCUCCCUCCCUCUCUCCCCCCCGUGUUAGUAGUGUGUAGAGGAAAACUGAUUAUAUUAUGGAUACAGUGUAUAGUCGUGUUUUUCUUAGUGCUCUCGGCAGCAGACUUCUAGGGUACUCUCUUUUUGUGCAUGUACCGACUCUUUGGUGAUGAGAUCUCCUCAAGCACACGUCUCCUACUUUGCACUGUUUCUAACCUGACUCUGUGGGGGAGAGGAUGAUUUGUGGAUAGAAUAAGGAAAAAACAAGGACUAGAACAAUGCAAAUUUGGGAGGGACAGACAGGAGGAGAGGAUGGGUAUUUGUCUGCUGGGGGACUCUCGUCUCUUUUCUGCAGCAGGGUGCUAGAAGAACUUACCUGGUCCUCUUCUCCUGCUUUCUAUCCUCUGCCAGCCUCGCUCCGAAUUGUGCAGAGAUGACAGUGUUAGUCUCUUCUCAUAAGGGCAGAGGCUUGAUUUUCUGUCCCUCUAUGUGUCUGCAUGAGUGUUGGCUCUGAUCACCACAGGAAAUUGUAUACAAUCCAUCAGCAUCUUUGGAUAAGUUGAUUCAUGAUUACCAUAUUGAUCAUUGCUGUCAUCCGCCAUGUUAGUUUUUUUUUUUUCCUUCCAAAUAAGUCUCAUGCACAUGAUUUUUUUUUUUUUUCACUUCAAACUAUUUGUGGAUGACAUGGAUAUGGGGGGAUACAUCAGAGUAAAACACCUACAGAGAACAAAAACAAAAAAACAGAUUUGAACAGAUUUUUUUCUACUGAAAUGUGAAGCUACUGACUUGUUUUGGCACCAAAGUUUGAUCCUCUUGUAGACACUCUUUUCCUAACUGACAGAAGAGUUUAACCUCACCUGUUUUUGUGGUGUUCAAAUUGGUUUCAUCUAAUAAUUUAAAGCCAAAGCUUUAGAGCUGAAGUGGUGUCAGAGAUCUUUUUUUAGCAGUGGCUCAUUUUUUAAUAAAGGACCUUUUUAUAACAAAGGUUCAUCUAGGUUUGUAAUGUUCUCCAAAACCAAAAUCUCUCAAAGUGUGAAAAUGAUUUUUUAAAAACAAAAUAACUGAUUAAAAUGUGAAAAUGUAUUGUAAAUCAGUGUUACAUGACAAAUAAUUCUGGUCAUGUUUUCUGUAUACGUCCCCCCCGUUGCUUCGUUUUUUUUCUCCGGCUCAGUUGAUCGUCUGUAUACCGUCUCUCAGGUUGACUUGUCACCCUUUUAACUUAAUUUUUAUUUUUUUGCUCAAUUUGAUUUUCUUUUUUUUUCUUUUUUUUUGAAAUGUUGAGGAUGAUGUCUCAAUUAAACGUUUGUAAUUUCCAGAUUUGUCAUAUAAGGUGGUAAUAAAUGGAUGUUACACACAA
This is a messenger RNA of Siniperca chuatsi (mandarin fish), 1991 nucleotides long. Its product is annotated as histone H3.3A. Gene Ontology annotation, cellular component: nucleosome. The transcript is spliced from 4 exons. The coding region runs from base 171 to 581 and encodes 136 amino acids. Lineage: Eukaryota; Metazoa; Chordata; Actinopteri; Centrarchiformes; Sinipercidae. Gene Ontology annotation, molecular function: structural constituent of chromatin; protein heterodimerization activity; DNA binding. The record is from RefSeq and is a predicted model, not a curated record.